AUGCCGGCGAUGCGCUCCGCGGCGGUGGCCGCGCUCCUGCCGUGGGGCGCCCAGGGCCUCAAGGCGCAGGCCGAGCCUGAAGAUGCCCCGGCCUGGCUGACCAGCCAGGAGGCGCGCCCGUGGGGCCAGGAGCUGUCGUUCGACGACCUGGAGGACAGGGCCUCGGAGGACCAGCUCGCCAAGACCAAGGAGCUGAAGGCGUCGGCGCUCGAGGGGAUCAGGGAGUCGAUGUCGAGCAACCUGCACAGGGCGGAGAUGGAGGUCGACGCCUCGUCCGCACUGGAGGGCUUCGCGGAGCCUCUCAACGAGACAGAGGCCGCCGAGAUCGCUGACGCCUGGCUCACCAUGCCAGGCGCCGACGUCACCUUCAGCUACAACACCCACUGCGACCCGGUGACGGGCUGCCGCAGUAGCGGCCACAAGCCGGGGCAGCCGUCCUUCCAGGAGAUGCACCGCAACGUGUUGGCUUCCCUCCGCGCAAUGCGCUUCUGCUUCAGUGACGUCCUAGUCAUCCUCGACGUCCCCCACGUGGGCCACGACAAGCUCGGCCCAGAGACGCCUGGCAACGUCACAAGCCACAUGGUCGUCCCCAAGGAGGCGCCUGGGUCAUUCAGCGAGCUGCGGCUGGCAGCCGGCCAGACCGUCAAGAGGUUCAGCGUGGAUUCUGGGCUCUCGGCGGCGGCCACCGCCACCGCCAAGGCCGCCGCGGAGCUGCUGCGCGACCACUGCCCUGCCGCCGCGCCCCAGUGGAAGGUGAAGGUCAUGGACUACGGCUCCCAGGACCUGCGGCAGCGGGCGCUCGAGCAUUACGCCAUCCCCGACGGCGAGAAGAACAGCAGUUUCUUCGACAACAUGUGCCGAGGGGGGGCCAAGAGCCAGUACGUGUACCACAUGGACGCCCAGUGGCGCCUCUACAGGAGCAACUUCUCGAGGGCCACGCCCAACUUCAUCGAGAAGGCCGUCUCGCUCAUGAAGUCAGACAGCCGGGUCUACAUGGCCUCGGUCAUGAACACGUUCAACCUCGAGCCCCAGAAGAACCCGUACAACAAGUUCGCGGUGAUUCCUGGCUCCGUGCACGGCAGCACCCCGAUCGAGCGCGUGAAGGGCAUGUUGGAAGGUUGGAGCAAAGACCAGUGGCUUUCGCAGAAGCGCCCGCUCCGAGGAGAGGCCUUCCACGGGCGUUGGGAGGACACGUCGGACGAGGGGAACAAGAAGAUCGCGCUCUUCAAGAUGAACUGGGAGAAGUGGGGCGGCAUCGUCACCCGCCACCAGUUCCUCAUGGACACGCAGCGCUUCAAGAGCCUCUUCCCGCUGGAGGAGUGGGACACCGCCGCGGAGCACAUGUGGUCCGCGAACAUGAACAAGAAGGUGCUUGACGACAUCGUCUAUGGCGAGCUCGGAGAAGCCGAGCCACUAGACGUGGUGGACGACGACGGCCGCUCGAUCAUGGACAAAGAUAUCAAGAAGUACAUCGCGUACAUGAUCCACGGGUUCAUGGGCUUACCAAGCGAGGCCCGUGCAAUGCGCGAGCAGGCGUUGCAGAGGGCAGGGGAACUCGCCAUCCUCAUCAGCAGCAGCAUCGCCACCUCCGUCAGCAUGCUGGCGAUGCGGACCGCGGAGAGCGACCAGGAGGGGACCAGCGCGGGCGACAAGGACAGCGGAGGGGAUGAGGGCACACAAACAGGAGUUGACGCUAAGGCGUUCAACAUCUUGCAGUUCGGGAUGGAUCCCGAGGAGAUCGCGGAGUUGCCGCCGUACACAGCCGAGCAGUGCGAGGACAGCAUGCGGCAACACGUGCAGUGCAUGAAGGCGAUUGAGGCCAGCGAGACCAAGCGGGAGCGAAGGCUCAGGGAGGACGUUUGGUGCCAGAUCGACCUCUGCACGACUGCCGCCGGGCAGUACGCCGACGAGGACUCCGCGCAGUCUGCGGCCCAGCGAGCCCUCGGGGAGAUGUGCGGCGUCUCGCUCGGGGGGCGCGUGUGGACCGACGAGGUGCAGCUCGCCGCGCGGAACCGCCUGGGGGUGCCGCUGCUGCCGUUCAGGUUGAUGGACGCGGACGGGGUGGAAGUCUUUGUGCUCAUCCUGCCCGAGGGCACGGAGGCCAGGCAGAGCGAGCAGGCGAACGUGCUCUGCUUCGACGAGCCCAGAAGCGCCCCCGCCGUGCGGACGGGCGCGGAGAAGCGCAGCGGGAAUUCAUCCACGACGCGGGACGCGCCCGCGAACGGGAGCGCGGAAGACCAGAACCUGCGCUAG
This is a messenger RNA of Prorocentrum cordatum, 2253 nucleotides long. NCBI's taxonomy places the organism in Eukaryota, Dinophyceae, Prorocentrales, Prorocentraceae. The record is from the annotation of a GenBank genome assembly.